GAUUCAUUCAUCUUUUUGUUUACUGAAAACAUGCAAAAUACUGAAAUUACUGAAAAUUCCAAUCUAUAAAAUUCAGAUUUAAUCUAAGCUCUGAUUAGAAUAUGUUUUCUUUCUUGUUUACUGUGCUCGCUGUCUAUCCUAACAUGUGAAAAUAAAGUUGGUUUUUAAGACUGUUUAGAAAUAAUAUUUAUACCAUGGAUAUCCUAAAUAUCAAUUGGAAAUGGGAAGAUAUGUGUGGCCCUGAGGGCUUUCACCCUUGGAACGACACGUCGAAGGACUUCGGUUACUGUUUUCAAGAACUAUGUUUGCAAGUGCCAGUUUUUUUUAUAACUGCUAUAGUUUCAGCUUACUACCUGGGAUACAGAAAUGACUGGGUGAUUCGGGAGAAGCCUCAGGACCGUGCUCUAGUACUGAGAAGUUUCAUUGUGUUAGCUCUUGUAUUUAUACCUAUAAUUGACCUGUAUGUACUUAUAACGGAGCCGGGUUAUGUUUUGUACCCAAUCGUCUAUUUUGUGGCCGGUGCAUCAUGCUUGUGUUGGCUGGUGCACUUCGGCUACGUGCUGGCGCUGCGGCACCGGCUCGGGCCGAGCUCCCGAGGUCCAACAAGUCUGCUGGUGUGUUGGGGUGCAGCCGUGGUGUUGAACAUCCUGUCGCUCCGGAGCAACUCCAUGACCGGAGCGUCCAUAGCAAGCGACAUUGCCACUCUGUGCUGCCACGGUCUCUACCUGCUCACCCUGGUGCCACACAGCCAAACCAGACAGACAUACUAUUCACCAUGUCUUGUUGGAUCUCGACACAACCAUAAUGAGUAUACACCCCUGCUGCCACAUAUAGAUGAUGGGAUCCUGGGAACUGCUAUGCAAGGAGCAGGGCUCUGGUCUAAACUAACUUUUAGUUGGGUUGAACCUCUUUUUCUCAAAGGACUUGAAAACAAACUAGAUGACCCAGAAGAACUGUUUGAUGUUCCCGCAAAUGUAGGGUGCUCUUAUGUUGGGGCAAGGAUUGACAAGGCCCUCAUCGGCAAUGUUGAUAUCUACCAACAGUAUGUGGAGGUGCCACAUGAACCAUUUAUUAGCUCAGGCUACGGCGCGACGGGCGAGUCGGUCCCUCAAUCCUCCACGCCAGUCACUCCCAACUCCCGCGUGCUGGUCCGGCCCGCGCGCAGACAGAACGUCACCCUGUUCCGAGCCCUACACUCCUGCUUCGCCGUACAGUUCUACAGCAUCGGGGUACUGAAGUUCACAUCUGACAUGGCCGGCUUCGCUGGGCCUAUGCUGCUGAAUAAACUGGUCACGUUUGUGCAGGAUGGCUCUAUGGAUAUUCAUUAUGGCUACAUGUAUGCAGGAGGCCUCCUCGCAUCAACCCUCACUCAGGCGAUCUUCAACUCCCACUUCAACUGGAACAUGGCGCUCAUUGGCAUCAAGAUGCAGGGCGCGAUAGUAUCCACGAUCCUCAGGAAGACCCUGAGUGUGACCUCUACGGAGCUGAAUAAAGUGUUCAGUAUAGGAGAGAUCACUAACUUCAUGUCGACGGACACGGACCGCAUCGUGAACUCGUGUCCGAGCUUCCACGCGCUGUGGAGCAUACCGCUGCAGCUCUUCAUAACGCUCUUCCUCUUAUACCAGCAAGUCGGAAUAUCGUUCCUAGCUGGAGUGGGCUUCUCUGUCGUCCUCAUCCCUAUUAACAAGGUGAUAGCGAAUAAAAUCGGACGGCUGAGCACUGAGCUGAUGCGACAUAAAGACGCGAGGGUCAACUUCGUGACGGACAUGCUGAAGGGAAUACGGACCGUCAAAAUGCACGUGUGGGAAGACUACUUUAUUAAUAGAGUCAAUGACGCGCGCACGCUAGAGCUGCGCUACCUGCGCCUGCGCAAGCUGCUGGACGCGCUGUGCGUGGUGCUGUGGGCCACCACGCCCGUGCUCGUGGCCGCGCUCACCCUCGGCGUGCACGCGCUGCGCGGCGCAACGCUGGACGCGCCCACUGUAUUCACAACAGUGGCACUAGUGAACAUGUUGAUAUCUCCUCUGAACGCCUUCCCUUGGGUUUUGAAUGGGUUGACGGAAGCUUGGGUGUCUGUCAAACGCAUACAGAAACUGCUCGAGCUUCCUGAUAUGGAUCCGGAGCGAUACUACGAUAGAUUGAACACGAAUCGUGACGAAGAAAAGAUGAUUAUAUUCAACAACGCAAGCUUUUCUUGGGCCAAACCUUCUGACAAGAAAAAGCCGCCACCGAAAACUAAGAAAAACAAAGGAAAAUCUAAAAGAAAGACAUCUAAGGCUAAUCUUCAACGUAGAGAUUCAAUAUCAUCUGUCGAUGCUAUCCCAUCUGAUCAACCAUUUACCCUGAGAAACAUUAAUUUGGAUAUUGGAAGAGAGGACUUUAUAGGAAUAGCCGGUCCCGUGGGCAGUGGAAAAACGUCCUUAUUGCACGCUAUCAUAGGGGAUAUGAUCAAGAGGGGUGGUGAUAUACAGAUUCCCGAGCACCUUGACAGUUUCGGCUACGUGUCCCAGUCGGCGUGGCUGGUGCGCGGCACUAUCCGCGACAACAUCCUGUUUGGUAAACCCUACGAUGAGGCCAAGUUCCGAGCCGUCGUCGACGCCUGCGCACUCACUGAGGACCUGAACGUGCUGGGCUGGGCGGCGGCGGCGGGCGACGGCGGCUGCACGCUGAGCGGCGGCCAGCGGACGCGCAUUGCCCUCGCGCGCGCCGUCUACCAGGACAAACAAGUAUACCUAUUAGACGACGUGCUAUCGGGUGUGGACGCUCGGGUAGCCCAGCACAUCAUGCAGCGAUGCAUUCUGGGCCUUCUGAAGAGGACCACAAGGGUGCUAGUCGCUCACUCGCCGAAACACCUCGCCAGGGCCAACACCGUGCUACUGAUGAAAGACGGAAAGAUUGUCAAACAAGGCCCACCGGAAACGGUACUGAACGACAUAGAAGAGUACCUCCCGAGCGAGACGGAGUCGAUAGGGGAGGAGCCUGUGCAGGCGCCGCCCAAGGACGACGACCCGGCCGAGGUCGCCAGCCAGGACAGCCUCGCGCAAUAUGAGGGCAUGUCCCAAGGCACGGUCCGCUGGUGGGUAGUCGGCCUGUACCUCCGUUCCAUCGGGUUCUUCCUCUCCACCGCCAUCGUCCUGUCACUGAUCCUGAUGCAAGUCUCUCAAAACUUCACCUUCCUGUGGCUAGCCUACUGGGUCAAGAACAGAGCAAGCAACGCUACUACUCUGGAAAUAACCCACGAGAACACAAAGUUCCUAGACCACGGAUUCAAUGCUAUAGACACAGUCAUACAUAGCAUUAUUAACGGCACUCUUUUUAAGAAAGAUGCUAAUGUUAAUGCGACUAAAUUGAAUGAGCAGUUAGGUGGCGAGACGUUGAUGCCGAACAGUGAUAUGUUUUAUUUGGAAGUGUAUUUCGGGCUGGCGGGGCUGAAUGUGGUGUUUACAGUGAUGCGAGCGUUCCUGUUUGCGUAUGGAGGCGUCCAGGCAGCUACUAGGAUGCAUCGGAUGCUGUUGAAGACUGUUGUCAAGGCGGAGGUGAAAUUCUUCGACACGACGCCCCUAGGCCGCAUCGUGAACCGAUUUUCUUCGGACACAUACACCGUGGACGACUCGCUGCCCUUCAUACUAAACAUACUGCUCGCUCAGCUGUUCUCGCUUAUCGGAGCAUUAUCAGUGACGCUAUACGGCGUACCCUACGUGGCGGUGGCGCUAGUCCCCCUGCUGCCGGUCUACUACUGGCUGCAGCGGCGCUACCGAGUCUCCUCCAGGCAACUCAAGAGGCUACAGAGUGUCACGCUGACGCCCGUCUACUCGCACUUUAGCGAUACUUUGCAAGGUCUAACAUCAAUCCGCGCGCUCGGAGCGGGCGCGCGCUGGCUGGAGAAGGGCAGCGACAGCGUGGAGCGCUCGCAGCGCGCCGCGCUCAGCGCCGCAGCGGCAGCGGCGUGGCUGGCGCUGCGCCUCCAGGGGGCCGCCGCCGCGCUGUGCGCCGCCGCCGCCCUCGCGCCGCUGCACUCCGCCACCGCCGCCGGUGAGUGACGUCUGGUCGGUCUGGCGUUAUCCUACGCCUUAUCUCUCACGUCGAUGGUGAGCGGCGUGAUGAACGCGUUCACGGAGACCGAGCGCGAGAUGAUCGCCGUGGAGCGUGUCGGGGAGUACAUACGGGAGAUAGAAGUGGAGAAGAUAGACGGCGACCCGCCCCCGUACGGCUGGCCCACGCAGGGCGUCAUCGAGUUCAAGGACGUCGUGCUCAAGUACAGCGACCGCCCCACAGCGGCGCCGGCGCUCAACGGCGUCUCGUUCAGCACGCACUCGGGCGAGCGAGUCGGCGUGGUGGGCCGCACGGGCGCCGGCAAGAGUUCUCUACUACACGCCUUGUUGCGCACGAGACGUCUGCAAGCUGGCGCGGUGGCCGUGGACAACGUGCCGCUCAGCACGAUGCAUCUGCACGCACUGAGAUCCCGCAUCGGCGUAAUACCCCAGGAACCGUUCAUCUUCACGGGCACCGUGCGUGAGAACACGGACCCGCUCCGCAUCCACACGGACGCGGAGAUCAGUCGCGCGCUGGAGCGCUGCGGCGCGGCGGGCGAGGCGUUCGCGCUGGCGUGCCCGGCGGCGGCGCUGUCGCGGGGGCAGCGCCAGCUACUGUGCCUGGCCAGGGCGCUGCUGCAGCGGGCUAAGGUUCUUCUAAUAGACGAAGCAACCGCGAACCUCGACCAAGAAACGGAACGCCUCAUCCUCGACGCACUCAAGUGUUCGUUCGCGGGCGCGACCGUGCUAUUCGUCGCGCACCGCGUGCUAGGCGUGCUGGAGUGCGCGCGCGUGCUCGUGCUAGCCCAGGGGAAAGUGCAGGAGUAUGCGCCCCCGGAUGAGUUGUUGGCUGAUCCGACUUCGCAGUUGUAUAGGCUGGUGCAUGCGCAUGAAGAGUAGAUAAGGUAUGUACUGUAAGGUAUGACUGGAUCUUCCAUAUUCCGGGAAAUCACAAACAAU
This is a messenger RNA of Plutella xylostella (diamondback moth), 4991 nucleotides long. RefSeq names its product ATP-binding cassette sub-family C member 10. Gene Ontology annotation, biological process: transmembrane transport. Gene Ontology annotation, molecular function: ABC-type transporter activity; ATP hydrolysis activity; ATP binding. Gene Ontology annotation, cellular component: membrane. Lineage: Eukaryota; Metazoa; Arthropoda; Insecta; Lepidoptera; Plutellidae. The record is from RefSeq and is a predicted model, not a curated record.